This is a messenger RNA of Saccostrea echinata, 934 nucleotides long. RefSeq lists its product as uncharacterized. Gene Ontology annotation, cellular component: extracellular region; lysosome. Lineage: Eukaryota; Metazoa; Mollusca; Bivalvia; Ostreida; Ostreidae. Gene Ontology annotation, biological process: cell-matrix adhesion. The record is from RefSeq and is a predicted model, not a curated record. The transcript has 6 exons. Bases 28 to 660 code for a protein of 210 amino acids. Gene Ontology annotation, molecular function: calcium ion binding.
AAAGCACGACUAGAUACAGCUUCUAAAAUGCUUGCAAUAUCCUCCCUCCUGUUUGCCGGACUAUCCGUCUCGCUUAUCCCCGGGACUGCCCCGCAGUGUUGUCCACCCCUUCAGUUCCAGACCUACAUCGACACAUUAGAAUCUUUAUCAAAUGUCAGGGAUAAAAGAUUUCAAAAAUUUAUGUAUUCGUAUGAUGCUAAGUCUCGGAGAACAGCAACACAUGUCGUAGCUGAAUCAAAGGAAGACGAAUUCGACCAAAUAGACGAUUUUGCAGCUAAUAAAUCCUAUUCGUGGGCAAAAGGACAGUGCUGCGUUUCAGCGACGGGUCGCUAUAACCAAACAUGCAUCCCAGCUGGAGCCAAAUUAGUCAGGCGAUCGUUUAUGGGUGUAUCGCCUAACACAAUUAAGGUAGAUACGUACAUGUUCAUGGUGAGCGGUUUAACAAGACUCGUCACCGUGGGACCAAACUGUACCCCUGUAGAGUCUGCACAAAUCACCUCAAAGAUCCCCCAACCAGAUGGUCAGUUUAUGUGGAUUUUCUACAACAUGACAAUGGGAAUUAAAGAUGCUUCCAUCUUUACACCACCCAAAAUCUGUUUUAAAAAGGGAAUAAGAGUAGAGAGAAGACCGGAUGCUUUACCUCAUCUCAUGCCUUUUUAGGAGCAGAAAGUCAUCACCUCCCAGAAUUGACUACCAGAAAUGCGUUCUUGUUUUAAGUUAAUCGUUCUUCUCUAAUGAGAGACAGUCUUUAUAUGAUUGAAAAAUUCUCGAGUGGGACGUUAAACAACAUCCAAUUAAUCAAUUCAACGAGGGACAAGGAAAGUUGCUCUUCUUCAUGUAUAUAGUCCAUAUUCUUGUGUAUUUAAGUGAAAUUCUUUGAAUAUAUUUAUAAUUGCUCUCUGAUGUAUGUUCGUUUAAAUAAAUAACACAUUUA